This is a messenger RNA of Camellia sinensis, 384 nucleotides long. The record is from RefSeq and is a predicted model, not a curated record. Lineage: Eukaryota; Viridiplantae; Streptophyta; Magnoliopsida; Ericales; Theaceae.
AUGGGUGUAUUCUUGACUCAUUGCGGGUGGAACUCGACUCUGGAAGGAAUAUUUGCAGGGGUCCCAAUGCUAACUUGGCCCAUGGGGGCUGACCAAUUUGUAAAUACAAAAUUGUUGGUGUAUGAGCUUGGGGUGGCAACUAGGGUUGUUGAGGGUGCUCAAGCUGUUCUAAACUCGGAUGAGUUGGCUCGAUUGUUGGCUGGAGCGGUGAGCGAGAACGGGGUCAAAAUGAUUCGAUCCUUGGAGUUGAGUGAGAUAGCAUUGGAGGCCAUUAAACAAUGUGGAAAGUCAUCCAAAGAUAUGGAUGAGUUGAUUAGGCGUCUUUUUGAAGAGGCUAAGCAUGACAAAUCUUUGAUUUCUUCCAACUCGAACUCUCAAACGUAG